AUGGCCAACCAAUCCUCUGUGACAGAAUUCCUUCUCGUGGGAUUUUCCAGUGACCGUGACAUACAGAUACUGCACUUUGUGAUGUUUCUCUCCAUUUACUUGUUAGCUUUGAUUGGGAACUCUCUCAUCAUCACCGUGGUAGCCCUCAAUCAGAACCUUCACACCCCUAUGUACUUCUUUUUGGCCAACUUAUCAUUGUCAGAUGUUUGCUAUAUUUCCACCACUGUUCCAAAAUCCAUGGCCACUUCCUUGACAAACAACAAACUGAUUCCUUUCUCUGGAUGUGUGGCUCAGGUUUUCCUAGUUGUCACCUUUGUGAGUCUUGAAUUCGUCCUCCUCACUGUCAUGGCUUAUGACCGCUAUGUAGCCAUCUGCCAUCCUCUACGGUACAGGUUAAUUAUGACCUGGGAUGCUUGUAUUCAGAUGGCAGCCGCUUCCUGGUUUGGCAGUUUGAUUCAUGCAGUGUUACAAACUAGCAUCACAUUUAGGUUAAACUUCUGCAGGAGCAACAUUAUUGAGCAGUUCUUCUGUGAUAUACCUCAGGUGCAAAAGAUCUCUUGCACUGAUACACAAGCCAAUGUAGUCCUGAUAUUUGUCCUUGGUUUCAUUCUGGAUUCAUUCUUUUUUGUGUUCAUUUUUGUUUCCUAUGGCUACAUUUUAUCUUUUGUGAUGAAGAUUCCAUCAGUUCAAGGCCGAUGUAAGGCCUUCUCUACCUGCAUCCCCCACUUAACUGUCUUUUCCUUAUUCAUCAUCCCAGGUGUAUUUUCGUAUAUGAGGCCUAAAGCACUUUCCACUCCAAUGAUGGAUUUGGUCUCUGCUGUUUUGUAUACAAUUUUACUGCCAUUAAUGAACCCCAUUAUCUACAGUUUGAGAAACAAGGAUAUCAAGGUGGCUUUGUUGAAACUACCAAAGAAGUUGCAACAUUUCAUAUUGGGCCAGUUGAGAUGA
This is a messenger RNA of Hemicordylus capensis (graceful crag lizard), 948 nucleotides long. RefSeq names its product olfactory receptor 14A16-like. Gene Ontology annotation, cellular component: membrane. Lineage: Eukaryota; Metazoa; Chordata; Lepidosauria; Squamata; Cordylidae. The transcript has a single exon. Bases 1 to 948 code for a protein of 315 amino acids. The record is from RefSeq and is a predicted model, not a curated record. Gene Ontology annotation, biological process: G protein-coupled receptor signaling pathway. Gene Ontology annotation, molecular function: olfactory receptor activity; G protein-coupled receptor activity.